Messenger RNA from Beta vulgaris subsp. vulgaris (sugar beet), 2536 nucleotides. Its product is annotated as elongation factor 1-delta-like. Gene Ontology annotation, biological process: translational elongation. The transcript has 9 exons. Lineage: Eukaryota; Viridiplantae; Streptophyta; Magnoliopsida; Caryophyllales; Amaranthaceae. The record is from RefSeq and is a predicted model, not a curated record. The coding region runs from base 1123 to 1659 and encodes 178 amino acids. Gene Ontology annotation, molecular function: guanyl-nucleotide exchange factor activity. Gene Ontology annotation, cellular component: cytosol.
ACAAACGGAGCAUUUAGUGAGUUCUUUUAAUAUUUUAAUAUAAAAAGUUUACAAAUGCUCCGUUUGACCGGAGCAUUUGAUAGUUUUUUUUUUUUAUAAAAAAGGAAUUUCCUUGGGUUUACCGCCCCUUUCUCUCUCCUCUUUUCCUUUGUACCUCCAUUUCCUUUUUUUUUCAUUUCACUUCAUCGACUUAGGGUUUUCUCUUCCUCCUUUCUUUUUCUUCCUCUCAUUCAACCACCGUCCUCUUUCUCCCUUGUAAAGCAAGUUUCAGUUUCUUCAAAUUAAGCAUUAUAUAUUAUCAGCAUUUCUCGAACCUAUUGAGUUUUUGAAGCUAUGGAAAACGCUGCUGCAACUGCUGCUGCCGCAUGAAGCUUCAAUUUGCCUUUGGUGAGUUUAAACACACACACACUCCUCAGUUUGCUCACAGCUUCAGUUUGCCUUAAGAUGAUUUUGAGGAUGUUCGCCCGAAAGUUAAGUGCAAUCGUGUUGUUGAAGAUGUAACCGCUAUAAAAUUUGGCCAGAUUAGUUUGAUUGGGAACCAAGAACGAAGCUAGAAAGAGCGGUAGACUUCUUCAACUUUGAUGCAGAACAAGGGGAAGCACCCAGAGUUACUAGCUUGAAGCAUGUUCUACCAUUUCCCGAGGGCCAUUAUCAUGGUGAAAAUUCUUACUUUGUAGCAGAUUCAAGAGGCUUUGAGAAUUUGGUUCAUCUUAUUGCCAAACAAUUCCUCUCUUACAAAAAGGGUGUAGUCAACGAUCCUAGGGUCAAGUUUAAUCAGGUAGUAAAUGAGAUUGAACAUUCAAACAAUGCUGUAUUGACUGCAAAUCAUUGGUGGAGAACAUAAAACUGGCUUCAGAAAAGAUAUGCUGAAAUACAUUCAGAUACUAAGCAUGAGCAACACUUAAAAGUACUUGGGUACCAUUGGCGUGUGCUUCGCUUCAACGAUUUUACACGGCAGAGUGCUGUAAAAGUUAUGGCAGCUUUUGAAGUGUCGGAUCCUAGUUCAGUAUACUACAUGCAGCAACCGCACGUUUUGGCUGUUCCUUAUACAAGAAGCAUGCUAUUAGUUCUCUAUCAUCUACUAGUUAUGAUCUUGUGAGUGCACUCACUGGAAAGAACAAAAUGCGGAUAUUAUGUGUUGGUCAUGGCGGAGGAAGUUUACCAUUAUUUUUAACUUCUAAAAUUCAAGGGCAAAAUCAGAUGUUGGAGAAAACAUAUGAUGGAGGCUCUGGUAAAUUCAAAGAUUGCAUAAGUGAGGCACAUGACUGGAAAAGCAGUUACCAAGCUUCCAAGGAUGAUCUCACUGUGUUUUCUGCUGUAUUUAAAGCAUCUUUGGCUUCCUAUGUCAACGUAUCUAGGUGGUACAAACAUAUCGAUGCACUUUUGAGGAUCUCUGGUGUGUCUGGUGAGGGAUCAGGUGUUACUGUUGAAGGUAAUGCUCCUGCUUCUGAUGUCGCUACACCUCCAGCAGCUGACUCUAAGGCUUCAGCUGCUGAUGAUGACGACGAUGAUGAUGUUGAUCUUUUAGGGGAAGAGACUGAAGAGGAGAAGAAGGCUGCUGAAGAACGAGCGGCGUCUGCUGCUGCUAAGCCCGCUAAGAAGAAAGAAUGUGAGUAUUUCUGCUGUCUCGAUUUUUGUAGAAGGAAUGUGUAUACCUGAGAAACUCUCAACUUAUAACUUGUAAACUUGCUAUGCAAACACUGCAUAUCACACUGGCGUCUUCCAGAAUUGUAGGGAAAGUAACUUCCCAAAUCAUCUCUUUAUACAUAUGUGAAUCUUUCAAGGUGUUUAAUUGAUAUUUAUCUUGUGUUUUGGACCACACUUCACUGAUGUUUGAUUCAAGAGUAAUAUGUGCCCUGCUAGUUCUCUACUUAUAUCAUCACUUGAUUCUAGUUAGCUUAUGAUUUUUUCAUGUGGGAAAAUCUUGAUGUGUAGUUGUCCUUUUCUCCUUUGCUUAUAACCUGUGUUUCUUGUUCUCUUUUUAAUCUCUUUACUUAUGGUGUGAACAAGAAUUUUUGAUCUCUUUACUUAUGGUGUGAACAAGAAGGCUUAUUAAGUAUUGUUGUACUGUGUAAGGUAGAAAAUACAGAAUAUACAAGAACUUUGAGGCUUUUGUUUUCAAUUCUUCCUUUUCUCUUUGUUUAAGGGGAUAAAAACUUGAAAGCCAGGUUAUAGAGGAAUUACCUUACUUGAGACCCACUAACUUUCGCCUUUCUUACAUUUUCUGGAAUGAUUAAUUUAAAGUCUUUCUAUUGAUGACUUCCUAUGAGUUGGAGAUGAUUUAUAAAUUAUGCAAACCAUCUCAAUUCUAUGUUUCAAUGUUAUUAUUUUCGGUUUAUUAGAAUUUUAAGAGGAUAAUGUCCUUUUUUAGUACCUUUCGCAACAUGGGUAACUUCCUUUUGUUGUAUCUUAUUUUCUUUUUGUUAUGAGAUCAAAGAGCAUUCUAAUCUUAAUGCACUCUGCUGCUGGAGUUGCUUUCUAAUCUUUAUGCAUUUUACUGCAUUUUGAUAUUGUUAUAUUAUUUGGUUUGUCUCAU